Labrus bergylta (ballan wrasse) is the source of this 1989-nucleotide messenger RNA. NCBI's taxonomy places the organism in Eukaryota, Metazoa, Chordata, Actinopteri, Labriformes, Labridae. The record is from RefSeq and is a predicted model, not a curated record.
ACGUGAACACACCUUUUUAUUACAGGUGAUCUGAGGAUCUGCUUAUCUCUUUUUAUCAGACUUUGACCCAUCAGAGUCCUCGGUAGACUUCCACAACGAUCCAACAGAGCUCCAGGAUGAUUCACGUUUCCAACAGACGGUCCCUUCACUAUCAGCAUGGUGCCUUCACUGACCUGGUGUUCUACACUGUUGUCUUCCUCGCCCUGAUGAACUCAUGUAGAGCUCAGUCUGAGGUGAUCGUUCCAUCUCAGCCAGUAGUUUCAUUGGUGGGUGAAGACGUUAUUCUGCCAUGUCACCUGGACCCCGUCAUGAAUGCUUUUGACAUGACUGUGGAGUGGGCGAGACCUGACCUGAACCCCAGAUUUAUCCUGGUGUGGCGUGACGGCGAAGAACUGGAGACUAAAAAACAUCCGUCCUUCAGUGGAAGAACAUCAGUGUUCAUCGAUGAGCUGGAGAAGGGAAACAUCUCACUGAAACUCUCCAAAGUUAAAGUCUCUGAUGAGGGAGGAUACAAAUGCUUCCUGCCUACAUUGUCAAAAACCUCCACUGUUCAGCUUGUUGUAGGUGCUGUCUCCUCACCUGUUGUUCAGAUGACCAAAAACAACAAUGGAGUGUUGUUAGAGUGUGAGUCUGCAGACUGGUAUCCAGAGCCAGAGAUGUUUUGGCUGGACGGCGAGGGAAACCUCCUCUCUGCUGAACCCACUGAGACAGUCAGAGGUCCUGAUGGUCUCUACACUGUCAGCAGCAGAGUGACUGUGGAGAAGAGACAUGGGAGGAAGUUCACCUGUAGAGUCACACAGAGGAAGAUCAACCAGACCAGAGAGAAGCACCUCACUAUUCCAGAUCAUUUCUUUGUGGUCCCUACUCCCAGUCCUCCCAGUCCUCCUGGCACUCAACAUGUUGUUAUCGGCGCUGUGAUUGGCUGUGCUGCUUUGCUGUUCAUUCCUGCGAUCAUCUUUGUUGUGUGGAGACAGAGACAAAAGAAAUCCAAAAACAAGAAGAGGAGACGUGAGGAUGGAAAUAAACACUCUGAGGAAGAAAAGCUAGUCACAUCUAAAAGUGAUAAAACAGGAUUUCAGGUUGUGAAUGAAGGAGAAAAAGGAGCGGACAGUAAUGAAAAUCAAGAAGAGGUCAUGGAAACACAAAGCAAACAUCAUAGGGGACGAGAAGAAAGAAUCAGACGAGCAGCUGAACGCAGAAAAACAUCUACUAAACCAGGUGGAAGAGUCACAGAGGAGGUAAAAGUAGAGGGUAGAGAAGGAAGGGAUGAGGGGUCAGAAACUGAAGAAGGAGCUGAAAUUGAAACUGGAAGGAAGAAAGAAAAUGUACAAACAGGUUUCAGAGAGAGAGAGGAGCUGAGGGUCAAGAGGAACUGCAGGAAGAGGAGGAGUUAUAGAAUGAUGAACUUCAACAUGACACAUGGAGGAUCAAACCACAACAAACACAAGAGAGCAAUGAGGACCAGGAGAGAGGUAGAGAUUAUAAGGCUUUGGAAGAAAACAGUGAAGAAACAUGAUUUUCUCCAAAAGAUAAAACAGUACCAAAAUGAGGAAGAGGGAGAUGUUAGUUUGGAGUCUGAAGAAGAAACUUAAGAAGAGAAAUAUUAAACCAAAACAUUUGAUUGGACUCCACAUGAAGAAGAAGCUUUGAGUAAAGAAGAGAAGGGAGAUGAGCUGAAACAGAAAACAGUCGACAUUAGGCGACUCAGCAGAGAAGAGGAACUGAAUGAUGGAGCGCUGAGCAGCUUAUUUACCUUUUUCAACAAAUCAUUAGAGGGCAUCUUUUCUCCUGUGUCUGUCAUGAAUAGAGGAAUUACAGAGACCAAAACGUUUUUUACCAUGCAGUAAACAUGUUUCAAAGUGUUGUAAAGUUCUGCAUUUUACAUGGAAAUUGACUCACUUUUGGCAUCAACCUCAGACUACUCAAGGAGCUGACGUUGUUUCACUUUUUUCGGCUCCAGGGAUUGGUGCUCUGUUUGUGCCAACGUUG